AGCAGGCUCUAUGCCAUCAGCACGGAGCCCGACACAGGGCUCGGGCCCAUGACUCUGGGUUCGCGACCUGAGCCGAAAUCAAGAGUCAGACCCUCAAGCCCCGAGGGAACGAACAUUUGCAACUGACGUCCUUACCUGUCCUUACCACCCCACGGCCAGGCACUGCGUCCCCUCCACAGAAAUGAAUCUGAGGCUCGGGACACUGUGGGAUCUGCCCCAGCGAGAAAAGGGCAAAAUGCGAAUUUGAACUCCAAACCUAGCAUAGGCUCCGUUGCUGGGGAUGGGUUCCUCCCUCUGCUGGCCCUGACUUCAGGGCAGUCUAGAAAGUGCUGCGUUUGUGGUUCGCUCAAACCCACAACGGGGCGUGAAGGCUGUCACUUGAGCUGUGUCACACUGGCCACUGAGAGCAAAGGCAAGGAUACUGCCCCACCGGGUGGCCCUAGGGGGCACAGUGGUCUCCUCUGAGGACUCCUUGAGGGCAGGACCCUGCCUCGCCUCCCUCGAAUGUCUGAGCGCAAGGCCCAACCCAUAGCAGGGAUUUAGCAAAGUUUUUGUCGCGCUAGAAAAUGAAUGAGUUCUUAGUUCCUAGAAUGAAUGAGUUCUUGUCCCAGAAACACCCCAACCUUGGCAGAAUUUGGGGCCCUGGAAUGGAGAAAUCUCUAGGCUCUGUGGCCUUACCAGCAGGAAAAUCUUCUUCCAGAGGUCUGGGCAAAUAACGAAGUUAAUUGUUUACAUUUGGUGAGGCCUUUAUAAUUAACUAACCCCCCCUUCACCGAGUUAUGACCUGGGCCCUUGCAAUCCUUCCUCGCAGGGGUAGGUGUUUCCAUUCCCAUUUUUUAGAUGGGGAAACUGAGGUGCAGAGGUGACUUUGAAGUGACUCUCCUCAGAGUGACUCUUGUCACUUGUAAGUGACAGAGCUAGGACUUGGGGCCGAGCUGCCUGACCUCCAUUUCCGUGCCCUUUCCAGCAGGGGAAGUGGGGGUGGGCUGAAUCAGGUGUAGCCCCUCCAGCCUGUUGUUCCAGGUGGACCCUGAACCCCGUGUCAGGUUCUGUUCAUCUGACCCCUUCCACGAGAGCCUUCCUUGAAGAUUAAUAGUUUAAUCUGUAGUGUCUGUUUCAAGGAAGCUAAAUUCCUGUCUGGGGUAUUUUAUUUUUAGCCCGCUUCAGGAAGGGGAAGCUGCACCGGCCUGUGGGGGGAGGGAGACACCAGGCUCGGAGCCGGCUUCCUGAGGAAAGGCCGCAGCCCGCGCCAUGCGCCUGACCGUGACCCUGAGACCAGACCAGCGAUGCCCUCCUAGCCAGCCGCCACGGGAUGGAGGGCUUCAUGGACUCAGGGACACAGACGGAUGCCGUGGUGGUGCUGUCCUUGGCUCAGGCCGCCGUGCUGGGCCUGGUCUCGGAAAAUGAGCUCUUUGGAGCCACCAUAAGCGCCGAAGCCUUCUACCCGGACCUGGGGCCUGAGCUGUCCGGGGCGGCCAUUGGGGAGCCCGGGCCCCCGGGCCCUGACAUCUACCAGCUGGCCUGCAACGGGCGGGCCCUGGAGGAGCCGGCGGAAGAGGAGGUGCUGGAGGUGGAGGCGGCCUUCGAGAAGCACACCCGGCGGAAGACCCGGCCGCCUGUGCGGCUGGUGCCCAAGGUCAAGUUCGAGAAGGUGGAGGAGGAGGAGGAGCAGGAGGUCUACGAGGUGUCUGUGCCUGGUGACGACAAGGAUGCAGGCCCAGGGGAGGCCCCUGCCGAGGCGGCCAGUGGCGGCUGCGAGCCCCUGGUGCAGAGCAGCGCCGUCAAGAUGAUCGACCUCAGCGCCUUCAGCCGCAAGCCCCGGACGCUGCGGCACCUGCCCCGAGCCCCGAGGCCGGAGCUGGACGCGGCCCCCUACGACCCCCACUUCCCAGACCCGGCCCGGGACGGCUUCUCCGAAGCCGGCAUGGCGCUGCCGGGGCCGGAGGCCCUGCCCGUGGAGUGUGGCUUCGAGCCGCCCCACCUGGCCCCCCUGAGCGACCCCGAGGCCCCCACCAUGGAAUCCCCGGAGCCCGUGAAGCCGGAGCAGGGCUUCGUGUGGCAGGAGGCGGGCGAGUUCGAGGCCGACUCGGCGGGCUCGACGGUGGAGCGCCACAAGAAGGCCCAGCUGGACCGGCUGGACAUCAACGUGCAGAUCGACGACUCCUACCUGGUGGAGGCGGGUGACCGCCAGAAGCGCUGGCAGUGCCGCAUGUGCGAGAAGUCCUACACGUCCAAGUACAACCUGGUGACGCACAUCCUGGGUCACAACGGCAUCAAGCCGCACUCGUGCCCGCACUGCAGCAAGCUCUUCAAGCAGCCCAGCCACCUGCAGACGCACCUGCUGACGCACCAGGGCACCCGGCCCCACAAGUGCCAGGUGUGCCAGAAGGCCUUCACGCAGACCAGCCACCUCAAGCGCCACAUGCUGCUGCACUCCGAGGUCAAGCCGUACAGCUGCCACUUCUGCGGCCGCGGCUUCGCCUACCCCAGCGAGCUCAAGGCCCACGAAGUGAAGCACGAGAGCGGCCGCUGCCACGUCUGCGUCGAGUGCGGCCUGGACUUCUCCACCCUGACCCAGCUCAAGCGCCACCUGGCCUCCCACCAGGGCCCCACCCUCUACCAGUGCCUCGAGUGCGACAAGUCCUUCCACUACCGCAGCCAGCUGCAGAACCACAUGCUCAAGCACCAGAACGUGCGGCCCUUCGUGUGCACGGAGUGCGGCAUGGAGUUCAGCCAGAUCCACCACCUCAAGCAGCAUUCCCUCACCCACAAGGGCGUGAAGGAGUUCAAGUGCGAGGUGUGCGGCCGGGAGUUCACCCUGCAGGCAAACAUGAAGCGACACAUGCUGAUCCAUACCAGCGUCCGGCCCUACCAGUGCCACAUCUGCUUCAAGACCUUCGUGCAGAAGCAGACCCUCAAGACGCACAUGAUUGUACACUCGCCUGUGAAGCCAUUCAAAUGCAAGGUGUGUGGGAAGUCCUUCAACCGCAUGUACAACCUGCUGGGCCACAUGCACCUGCACGCGGGCAGCAAGCCCUUCAAGUGCCCCUACUGCUCCAGCAAGUUUAACCUCAAGGGCAACCUGAGCCGGCACAUGAAGGUCAAGCAUGGUGUCAUGGACAUCGGCCUGGACAGCCAAGACCCCAUGAUGGAGCUGACGGGCACGGACCCCUCGGAGCUUGACAGCCAGCAGGAGACGGAAGACUUCGAGAACGCCUAUACGUACGCUGGCGUGCACAGCAGCACCGAGGCCAGCGUCCUCACCGAGCAGGCCAUGAAGGAGAUGGCCUACUACAACGUGCUAUAGCACAAGCCGGGCGCCCACAGGGCGAGGAGGGCUUGGGACGCGGGGGGAGACCCACGUGCCGCGGGCGCACCUCCCGCGGCUGAGAAAGCUACUGCCCCGCUGUCCCGAGCCCUCCCCUCCCACGGAGUCGUUUGCACCACCUCGGGACCCGUAGACCAAAUGGAGACUGUACUACUGGCCUCAGCUGUGAACCAGGCCCACCAGGCCCCAGGCAUCUGGGGGAGGAAGGAGCACAGGAGGCCCAGCUCUGGGUCUCCUUGGCCUGCUGCUGUGGGAGGGUGGGAGGAAUGCUGAUCGGGGCCGUUGGGGGAUAGGUCACAGGGGCACGGGUCCGUGGGUCUCUCCGGGGGCCCAGCCGAGCGGGGGCAGCCAGUGGGGAGGGGUUUGAUGCGCUUCCUGUCGGCUCCUCCUGGGGUCCCGGCACCGGAGGAAGAGAGAACGUGAGUCUUGCCUCGUUUCUCCUCUGGACCAACUCCUGCCUCUAGGGAUGUUUGAGCUCCUGUGCUGGUCAGCACUGCCCCCCCUGAUCCCUCACCAGCCCCUGGGCCGCCAAAAGCCCAGGCCCCAGAGCCCCCCUUCCCCACCUUGUCCGUAAACAGCCAGGCGGGGCCCUCUGCCUUCUACCUCCUGGUGCCUCCCGCGCUCUCCUCCAGCCAGGCAUGCAUGCCGCCCCGGUCCUGGCCUUAGGAAAGCAGGGUGUAGCCCAGCCCCCGGCGAAUGCCCGCUCCAGCCAACCCCCAGAAGGCCCCCCUCCAGCCAUUUAAAAGUGGGUGUCCCUAAAGUGGAUUUCAACAAAUGGCAUCCGGUUCUGUGCUGAACUGGUCCCCGCGCCAGGGUCCCCCGAUGUGAACAAAGCUGGCAUGUGCCUUUCGCUGGGCACACACUGAGACAGAUGGGGGCCCCCUCGAGUGAGGGGCAGGGCACAGCGAAGGGAUCACGGGGACCGAGAGGGGCUGUCCCCAGAGGAGGCCAAGGACCACCUGGGGGGGGGGGGGGGCUGGAGUAUUUUAUUAUCAACAAGUAUCCAUUUUGAGGAUGGGGACAGCCAAGACUCAACAGGUUCCCAGAAAGAACAACAUAGUUAAAAAGAAAAGACCAUAGAGAAAAAAAAAAUUUUGAGCAAAAGGGGUAUUUUGAAGGUAAUUUAUUAUUUUUUUUCCUUUCCAACUCUGUCACCUAUUUUUUCUGCUGGAGAUCAUUUUCUUUUUCCAAAUGGAAGCUCCCUUGUGUGCCGUGAGCGCUUCACGCCUCCCCAAGCUCCGGUGGCCCUCCAGGCAGGACUCCGGCGCGGAGGGGGGCUGGCAGGGAGCCUCGGGCCCUGGCGAGAGGCAGGACGCAGAGCUGGGCAGGCCCUCCGCCCCUGCCCGGCCUCUCCAGCCAGUGACUCGCUCUGCACCACCCACCUCAGCGGCCAAGGCUGCUCGAUUCUGCUCAGCCGACAGCUCCCUCCCUGGCUUGCCUACUCUCAUCGCCUCUGUCCCCGCGCCAGCUCCUGCCCUGGGAACCGAAGACAGGCCCAGGGCAUGAAAUCGUACAUUCAGGAAUGCUAGGGCACCCGGACUCCUGCCCACUCGCCUCCUGAGGCCUCAGUGGAGAGGGGCAGGCAGGGCUGUCCCCAAAGGCACGAAGGAGGUGAAGCCACCAACUUCGGCCCAGAAACCAGGAAAGGAGGGGGAACAGCCAGGGUGGGGUGGGGGUGGGGGAUCAGUUUGAAAUGCAGCUGACUACCCCCAAAGCUAUACCCUUAGUGAAGGACCAAGCCAGGCUUCAGGGUGGCUGUGAUCAGGACUGAGGGGAGGACAAGGUGGCCUCGGGAUCAGGCAGCCAGGUGCCCCUUCCUUCUCUGCUUAAGCUCAUGCUAAGGGGCAACAAACGAGAGGACUGGGGGCUCCAAGGAGCCUUUUCCCCUCCAGAACCCCGAGGCCCCCCCCCAGCCCCCCAGGUGCCCGCCAUGAUGACCCUCAGGUGGCAGUGACCCCCGUCACUGUAGAAGACAUUUUCUCCUGCUGAGCAGAAGCAUCACCCCCUGCAAACUACCUCUUCCCACAAUGUCUUUCUCCCCUGGUACCAAAAAGAACCCUGUACCUCCUCCUCCUCCUCUUUCCUGCCAGCGCAGUGGCCUUGGUCUUGGAAACCCAAGGGAGACGGUCUGGCCCCCAGGGCGGGGCUCUCUUUUCCUCCCCCAGCCCUGCCAUCAGCUCGGCCCUCUGCGAGGUUCAAUACUUGAACGCCCCCUGCCCUGUGCCUUGGACCCAGGCAAAGCUAAGAGAAGGAAACAGCACAACUUAAACAAUUUGAGCUGGGGGGUGGUCUCGGCAAGGCUCCUGUCCUCACCCCUCCCCAACCUCUCAAGAGAGGCGUGCGGCCUCUUGGGUGACUUGGAAACUCCUGGACGAAUUCCAUUCUAACUUAUUUUGACGUGUACACGAACCAACCGUUUAGAAAUUCCACUUGUGCAAAGCCCUACUGUGUUUUUAUGUUCCCGUUUAAGAGAGAAGUUUACUUAGCAAUAAUUAUAAAUAAAUGAAUAUUCUUUAGCGA
Messenger RNA from Felis catus (domestic cat), 5848 nucleotides. RefSeq names its product zinc finger protein 710 (gene ZNF710). Gene Ontology annotation, molecular function: DNA-binding transcription factor activity, RNA polymerase II-specific; RNA polymerase II cis-regulatory region sequence-specific DNA binding. Bases 1313 to 3307 code for a protein of 664 amino acids. The transcript has 5 exons. Gene Ontology annotation, biological process: regulation of transcription by RNA polymerase II. NCBI's taxonomy places the organism in Eukaryota, Metazoa, Chordata, Mammalia, Carnivora, Felidae. The record is from RefSeq and is a predicted model, not a curated record.